Hansenula ciferrii is the source of this 2712-nucleotide messenger RNA. RefSeq names its product Nip100p (gene NIP100). Gene Ontology annotation, molecular function: microtubule plus-end binding. NCBI's taxonomy places the organism in Eukaryota, Fungi, Ascomycota, Saccharomycetes, Phaffomycetales, Wickerhamomycetaceae. The coding region runs from base 1 to 2712 and encodes 903 amino acids. Gene Ontology annotation, biological process: cytoplasmic microtubule organization. Gene Ontology annotation, cellular component: nucleus; microtubule plus-end; cytoplasm. The transcript has a single exon. The record is from RefSeq and is a predicted model, not a curated record.
AUGGUGGUAUCUGUUGGAGCCAAGGUUAAAUUCAAAGGUGAUCUCGGUGUGGUACGGUAUGCUGGGGAGACGCAUUUUGCCCCUGGUGUUUGGGUAGGUGUUGAAUUACUAGAUCAACCAAAUGGGAAGAAUGAUGGUUCGGUUAAUGGUGAAAGAUAUUUCCAAUGUGAAGAUAAAUAUGGGAUAUUUGUGAGGGAGCAUCUGGUAGAUGUGUUGGAAGCAAGACCAUUGAGUCCAAUCAAAGUGAAUAAGACAAGGGCUAGUUUACCAAAUGAUCCAACUCAUAGAAAAACGUCAUCAUCAUCAACAAGAUUAUCAUCUGCUAUGUCAUCUAGAACACCUUCAAGGGCAAGUGAAGGUGGAUCAAAUGAUUCUAAUUCAGAAUCUUUAAGAUUACGGAAUAUCAUACAGAAAUUACAAGAUAAAUUACAAGUUAUGAAAUCAGAUCUUGAUAUUCUACGAUCUCAAUUACAUCUGGUUGAAGCUAAAAAUAUUGAGUUAGAAGACACAAUAAAUAAGAAUAAAGAAGAUUUUGAAAUAUCAGCAGUUGAUAGGGAAACGUUGGAGGAACAAAAUGUACUUUUGAAAGAAGAGAUUGAAUCCUUAAGAGAGCAAAAUAGUAAAAUACGUGAACAAAUUAAAAGUUUAGAUAAAGAAGCUAAAUCAUCUAACAAUCCAAAACAUCAAGAUUUAUUGAAUGAAUCUAAAGAAUCUCUUAUUGAAAGAAAUUCGAUGCUUGAAGAUGCAUUGGUAAAACUUAGAGAUUAUUCAAAUAACCAGAAAACAACACUUCAACGGAAAAUUGAUGAACUUGAAUCGACACUCGAUCCAUUAAUGGAUAUAGAGGAAAAAUAUGAAGAAACUUCAAUCAAAUUAAUUGAUGCUGAAACUACAAUCUCAGAUUUGAAACUUCAUAUUGAAACUUCAAUACAUUCAACAGAGAUCAUUGACACCUUAACAAAUGAAAAUAACUCAUUGACUGAGGAAAAUGAAAAAUUGAAAUCAACUAUACAAGAAUUGGAAGAAUUAAGAAGAGUUGGAGAAGAACUUGAGAGUUUCCAUAUUGAAAAUACAAGUAACUUACAAAAAGAAAUUGAUCAAUUAAAAGAAAAUUUUGAAAAACAAACCAUUGGUGUUCAAGAUCUUCAAGAAUCUCAAGAAGAACUCAAGGCUAAAACAAUUGAAUUAGAAAAAAUCAAUGAGGCAUUAAAACAAACUACAAAUGGAUCAUCUGUGAAAUCUAAAGAGUCAAAUAACAACAGUAACACCAAUGAUUUAAAUAAAAAAGCUAUACAAUUAAAGAAUGAUUUAUUACUUGCAGAAUUGGAAUAUAGAAAGCAAUACAUAAUCUUCAUAGAAGAUACUUAUGGUAAAUCAGAUACAACAACGCACCAAAAUGAAGUCUUACGUUUGAAAUCAUAUGUCGAGACUUAUAAACUUUUAGCUCAAUAUCCAAACACUGAAUCAUCUGAUUUAUUUGUUAACGUCCUUGGUAUUAAAUUAAAAUAUCAAUUAUUGUUGUUUGCAGAAGAUCUUGAACUAUUAGCAUCAAUUCAUCAAUAUGCACAAUCAUUUACUAGUUUAGAUCUUGAGGAACUUUCAUCCAAGACAGAAUCAUUAAUUGAAUUAGUGAAAGAACAAGCUUUCAGAGGUUUACCUAAUUUCAAAGAAUUGAGAGAUUCUUUAUUCAAUCAAUUAUCUAAUGUAACAUCAUCAUUUUCAAAUUAUUUCCAAGGUAAAUGUGAAAUUAAACAAGAGUUAGAAACUGUCAACACAAUUUUGAAUGUUUUAGGUCUCAUAAAUGAUGAUGAAAUAUCUCGUAGAUUUUCAAUACCCAAAGGCUCAUUAAGUAAAUUAUAUCAAGUUAAUAACACAAGGAAACAAAAAUUGGAAACAAGUUUAGAAAGACUUCAAAUGCAAGAGGGAGAAGACCUUAAAGAAAUCACCAAGAUCGAGAUAAUAAGCUUCCAAGAUCAACUAGAAGGAUUUCUAAAACAUUUAUCUCAACUCCUAGCUACAAAUACUUCAGAUAGUUUACACCAAAAAAUCGAUACACUCUUAGAAUUUACAACUAAUCAUGUUGAUGAUCUAUUGAACUGGGAAUGGGAACAACCUGAUAAACAAACAUGGGUUUUAAAAGAAGUUAAAACAAAAUUAAUUGAUACCAAGGAAAUGAGUUCAUUACAACUAGAUUUAUCGAAUGCACAAGAGCUUGGAUCCAAAAAGGAUAAACAAAUUGAAGAAUUGACUUUGAAAAUUAAUGUCUUAAGCUCAAGAUUGAACAUAAGUAAAGAUACAGAAUCCCAAUUAAGAAAAUUAAAAAAUGAAGUAUCAAAUUUGAAUGAACUUAAUGAAGAAUUAAAUGGUAAAGUUUUCAAUUUAACAGAAUCCAAUGAAAAAAUGUCUAAAGAUUUACAAAAAGCUAAAACCAAUUCAUUGCUAUACAAUUCACAAUUUGAAUCACUCUAUGAACAAAAACAAUAUACUGAUAGGGCUGAAUUAGUCUCUGAAUUACAUGAUUUACGAAAUGUUGUUAAACUUUUAACUAAAAGAAAACAAAAACAAGAAAAUAGAAACUGGUUAAGAAUUGAAUUCCCAAAAUUCAAUCCUUAUGAAAAGACACAAGCUGAUGAAUUAAGAAAUAUUGGAAAAGAUUUACAACGUGCAGUUAAUAAUGCAAAACUUUAUUCAAUAACUGAUGGUGCUAAAUGA